GAUCUGCGGAAAGAAUAUGUGAAAUAUGCGAAAGUAUUCCCGAUGUCUGAAAUGCUGGACUUUAAGAUUCCAUCGAAAUGGUACCGAAGAACUGUUGGUGCAUUGGAGAUUAUUUGUGGACUAGCAAUGGCGUUCGUUCCCCAUCAUAAAAUUAAAAAUGGUGCAAAUGUUUGUCUCCUGUUACUAACCCUAAUGGCGGUGUAUUCACAUUACAUGGUGGAUGAUAAACUUGAACGCACUGCUCCCGCGCUGGUCUUUCUUUUUAUGCUGACCGGCCGUUUGGUUGUUUAUUGGCAGGUGAUAAAGCGUAAUAUCACCGAGUCCGGCGAGACAGCUCAAGCAAAUGGCGGUUUCAAGCAGGAAUAAGCAAUCACACAAAAAUCGUCGCAAAACGAUCAACAACCAAAAGUAACACCUCAUAAACUCGAUUAUUCUACAUUACGACGUUUAGUUAAAAAAAGUUAAUGAAAUCUUUUAUUACGAAUAAAUUGUCAUCUUAAACAUCGCACUACAAAUUGUUACGUUAAAGUUUUAGUUUAAUUGUUUUAGUUUCAGCAAUGUUAUGUAAUUUUUAGUUAGAUUACGGACUGACAAAAAAAUUAGCAAAAUUUAGUGCCAAAGCAGACGCAAUGAAAUCAUUCGAUCUUAAUGAUGUUAACGUAAUUCACAAAUAAACGACUGACUGAAACUGAAUGUACCUAAUACGAAUGCACUUUUUGCAACUAACGAUACAUUCACAAUUGUUUGAUUUCAUUAGUUAUCAAUGCUAUAACUACCAAUAAGUACCUAAAUGUUGUUAAGUACAGUAACAUUAUGAUAUCUAAUAGAAUAUUGGCCAGUUUGAAUUAGAAUCAAAACAAUCACUUCAUUUCAGAUUUACGUAUACAUAAUACAGCUAAUUAUGUAUUUCUUGUAGAUUUGUAUUAUUUAUUUACUUAUUUAUUGUAUUUAUUAUUUCUAUAGGUAAUUGAUUUUUAAUAAAGUGGAAAUCAUUCGUUUAAUUUACUUAAA
Molecule: messenger RNA, 1011 nt
Organism: Dalotia coriaria
Lineage: Eukaryota; Metazoa; Arthropoda; Insecta; Coleoptera; Staphylinidae
Product: novel acetylcholine receptor chaperone
Exons: 3
Biological process (GO): positive regulation of protein localization to cell surface; chaperone-mediated protein complex assembly
Cellular component (GO): endoplasmic reticulum
Source: RefSeq, a predicted model, not a curated record